Messenger RNA from Pneumocystis carinii B80, 1011 nucleotides. RefSeq lists its product as hypothetical. Lineage: Eukaryota; Fungi; Ascomycota; Pneumocystomycetes; Pneumocystales; Pneumocystaceae. Bases 1 to 1011 code for a protein of 336 amino acids. The transcript has 2 exons. The record is from RefSeq and is a predicted model, not a curated record. Gene Ontology annotation, molecular function: mating-type factor pheromone receptor activity. Gene Ontology annotation, cellular component: membrane. Gene Ontology annotation, biological process: G protein-coupled receptor signaling pathway.
AUGGGAGAAGCGUUUUAUAUAUUUUUUUGCUUGAUUGGAUUUUUAUGUUCAAUUAUACCAUCUAUUUGGCACUGGAAAUAUCGAAAUGUUGCACCUUUAUGUCUUAUUUUUUGGGUAUCUUCAACUAAUUUAGUAUAUUUUAUCAAUUCUAUCAUAUGGUAUAAUGGAUCUGAAACAUCAUAUCGAGGCGAUCUAUAUUGUGAUAUUGUAACUAAGCUUAUUCUUGGAUCAGUUACUGGGGAAUUAGGUGCUACAGCUGCUAUUACACAUUAUCUUUCAAAAAUCAUGAAACCUUCAUAUUCAUUUUUACAGUCUAAAAUAACUCGUAGAAAUCAAGCAAUAGAAGAUCUUCUUUUUAGUUUUGGACCACCUAUUAUGAUAAUGUCUUUACAUUAUAUCGUUCAGCCAGCAAGAUAUGUAAUUGAUGGAACCAGUGGGUGCAUGCCAUGGACAGAUCGAUCAUGGUUAGCUGUGGCUAUUGUUUUAUUAUGGCCUCCUGUAUUCGGUAGUAUUAGUGCUUAUUAUUCAGUUAAAGUAAUUAUUUCAUAUAUCAAAAAGCGAAAUGAAUUUCAAACUGUUUUAAAAGAUUCAAAAACAUCAAUGACAUUAUCAAGAUUUAUACGUCUUAUAGGCUUAUCAUCUCUAAUAAUAACCAUUUACUUACCACUUAAUAUUUACUUGUUAAUUGCAAAUAUAGCUGAAAUUAUUAGAAGCAAUAUUAAAUAUUCAUGGUCACAUGUUCAUAAUUGGAGUUCUAUUAUUUUUUAUGUUUCAAAAAGCAAUAUGCCUUUUAAUCGCUGGCUUUCACCAUCUAGUGGUAUUAUUAUUUUCAUCUUUUUUGGCAUGGGCAGUGAUGCAAUAGUCAUGUACAAAGAAAUAGCAAAAAAACUCUACAUUACUCAUUUUUUUCAUUUUAUUCAAAGGAAAAUUUUUAGAAAAAAAACUCAAGAUAUCAAAGACGCAGAAAAUUAUUAUAAUAGCUAUAGUUUUGAAAAAUCUUUAGGCAGGUAA